Molecule: messenger RNA, 2922 nt
Organism: Choloepus didactylus (southern two-toed sloth)
Lineage: Eukaryota; Metazoa; Chordata; Mammalia; Pilosa; Megalonychidae
Gene: CASP3
Product: caspase 3
Exons: 8
Coding region: 478-1314 (278 amino acids)
Biological process (GO): proteolysis; positive regulation of apoptotic process; erythrocyte differentiation
Cellular component (GO): cytoplasm
Source: RefSeq, a predicted model, not a curated record
GUGCAGAAGCCGAACUCCCGCGGUGCGAAGCGACGGUGGAUGUGCGGAGGCGGCUUUGUGGCUGCUGUGCAGUGAGUGUCGCCCUCGUCCUUUCUUGCCGCGGCGACGUCAGCCUGGGCCGGCUCGCCUCUUCCUUCCCAAGCCUAACGCCUGCCCCAGGGGCCUGCCCGAGUCCACAGCUGCUCCGACUAGACGGAGUUGAUGGGCAUGGUCCAGGCUGCGGAUCCUUUGUUGUGCUGCGACGAUGGGUGCGGGGAUGAACGUGGAAGCCCGCGGAGCGAAAGGCCGGACUUGGGAGCGGGGGACUGGGCCCGGGGCACCAAGCCCGAGGGUUGGGAGGCUGGGUAGCAUGAGGCUGGGCCGGGAGCGUUGAGGCCCGGUAGCCGGAGGCCGGGUCGGGGGCACCGAGCCCGGACAGUGGGAUACUGGAAAGUCAUCUUAGGACUACAGUUGGGGAAGGGGAAGACACACACACACAUGAGUAUCAUGGAGAGCCCUGACAACUCAGUGGAUUCAAAAUCCAUUAAAAGUUCGGAAUUAAAGAUCUUGCAUGGAAGCAAAUCAGUGGACUCUGGAAUAUCCUUGGACAGUCGUUACAAAAUGGAUUAUCCUGAAAUGGGUUUAUGUGUAAUAAUUAAUAAUAAAAACUUUCAUGAAAGCACUGGAAUGGCAUCUCGGUCGGGUACAGAUGUAGAUGCAGCAAAUCUCAGGGAAACAUUCAGAAACUUGAAAUACGAAGUCAGGAAUAAAAAUGAUCUUACACGUGAAGAAAUUAUGGAAUUGUUGUGCAAUGUUUCUAAAGAAGAUCAUAGCAAAAGGAGCAGUUUUAUUUGUGUGAUUCUAAGCCAUGGUGAUGAAGGAAUAAUUUUUGGAACAAAUGGACCUAUUGACCUGAAAAAAUUAACAAGUUUCUUCAGAGGGGAUAAUUGUAGAAGUCUAACUGGAAAGCCCAAACUUUUCAUUAUUCAGGCCUGCAGAGGUACAGAGUUAGACUGUGGCAUUGAGACAGACAGUGGUUUUGAUGAUGACAUGGCAUGUCAGAAAAUACCAGUUGAGGCAGACUUCUUGUAUGCAUAUUCUACAGCACCUGGUUACUAUUCCUGGCGAAACUCAAAGGAUGGAUCCUGGUUUAUCCAGUCACUUUGUGCUAUGCUGAAACUUCAUGCUCACGAGCUUGAACUUAUGCACAUUCUUACUCGGGUUAACAGAAAGGUAGCAACAGAAUUUGAGUCCUAUUGCUUUGACUCUACUUUUCAUGCAAAGAAGCAGAUUCCAUGUAUUGUGUCCAUGCUCACAAAGGAACUGUAUUUUUAGCACUAAAGAAAUGGUUGUUUUUUUUUUUUAAUUUGUAUGCCAAGUGUGAAAAUGUUUGAUACUGAAUUUUCCUCUGUCAUUUAAAUCUAACCUAAUACUUCAGAUGGUACUUUGAAACAUAAGACUUUCAUGCAAUAGAACCAUUAUGAAACUACCUCAAACUCUAAAUCUGGUAGUUGAAAUUGAACUUAAUUAGGAAUAAAAAAUGGAUAGUUAGAAUCAUUAUGAGAGGAAAUGAUUGUAAAUUAUAUCUUUCAUAAUUAGCGAGUUUUAGUGAUGUGCUAUGAAUUUUUAAGUAAUUAUGAAAAAGUUAAAAUUACGGUAAUGAAUUUUAAUGAUAUGUUUCCACUUAAGACUAUGUAUUCUAGUUUUUGUCAAACUAUAGAAAUGAUGAUGUGAAAUGAUGUAUCCUAGAACUUAGGGAUCCAUGGGCAUGGGCUGAAGGCUCGGAAACCUUUACCUUUAAAAUUCUUACUUGGCGAUAAGUUGAGUGCAUUUUUAGAUCAUUUAUCUGAGCUCAUGGUUUUGUGUUUUGUCCCAAGCAUGUCUUUGAGGUAAAAAAAAUCAUGUUUAAUAUUGAAAAAGGAGGUGGAAAUUUUGUUUGAGAUAAGAUGUGAGCAAACUGAAUUGACUCUUUUAAGGCCAAAUGCAACGUUAAUAGAAGGACAGAGAUACAAAUACAUAAGUCUCCCCAUUUUUCCCUGUACAAAUCAUUUGAGCUUCAGACACCAGCAAAAUAUCUUAAGAGCUGUUAUAUAAAAACCUCAAACUGUUGAUUAGUAGCCAUAGGGGGUGAAGAAAUUCUAGAAGGACACACUAAAAUACAACUUACAUAACAAAAAUGGAAUGUAAGGAAAGAAGACUAAAGCAAUCAUCUAAGCACUCCAUAAUUAGAGAGAAGGUGGUUUGAUCCUGAGCAGAAACAUGGCACAGACUAUGCGAUGAAAGCAGAGCCAUAAACUGCAGCUUCAGAAAAAGGACUGUCGGCUAAUUUCUUCAUACAUCCUGGUGUGUGCAGAGGAUGCCCCCAGGCAGGAAUCUCCAAAUAAGAAAGUGAACCAAACCAGAAAUUUUGGAAAUAGAAAUUUCCUAAAGGUAGUGAGAGUCACAGUGAAAUAUCACAGUACUCUUCGUAGAAAAAGUUUUGAGCAUGUUAAGUUAUUUUCUGUUGAAGUUUACAAUCAGAGGAAAAUAGUGGUAACAUUUUAUACUAUUCUCUGAAAUGAAAGAAGCAUAGCACACCAGAUUUUAGAAAUCAUCCUGUCUGAGCCUCUACUUUGGUGCAAAGGGAAACUGACGGCCAGAGAGGAGAAAUAGAAGGACACAAAACAGGGAGGACAGGCGCCAAGCCUCCUCUCUCUUGGAGGUAUUGCGGUGUCACUGCCCCAUGGUGUCUCAUUGGCUUUCAGUCUGACACCUGAGGUGAGCUUUCUGUUUGCUCAAAGAAAGAAGCUCACAUUCAUAAAUGACAGUUAUUCAUUUUGAUUAGUUCUGUAACUUUUUUCUAAAUAAAUGUGGCAUGUAUCUUAAAGUAUGCUCCUGUAUGACAAUUUUGUAAAAUUUUAUUUUGAAUUUUUAUUGCAAAAUACACAUUUUAACUUAAAAUUA